GUUAUCGCUGGUCGUAUAUUUGAUUCAUGUCAAACGUCCAGUUUCUCUGUCUUGUUUCUUUACGAUCAAGCAGAAAGGUCAGUCAUUAAAGCGUUUACUUGGAAGGUGUUUCUUGAAAAUAUUACCAGGUUUAAAAUGAUGUAAUUAUCCUUGGUACGGAAAUGUUCUCAUUUAAAAAUUGACUCCGCUAUUUUGCGCGAGGCGAACGCAGCACAUUGAUUUAGUAAGAGUUGCUACGCAACGGACCUCCGUGGUGUCGUAGGGCCGCGGUGCAUCGUGGGAACAUACGAGUGAUGCUGAUUCAGGAACGAGGAGGAGGAGGAGGAGAGCGACGCGGCUGCAACAUGGUGCACGAGCGAGAUAGCGAGGAGCUGCAGUGACCCCGAGAGAUACAGAAUGCGCCCGAGCGGAGCUGCCGAUCCCGACACGUGUGAACGGCGACAGGAGCACAGAGUCUGAACGCCGUGCCGAUGGCUGACGAUAUACGCUAAAGUCGAGAUAAAUGGCUCGUUUAAGCUGGGAGCUGCCCGGGUUCUCUCUGGCUGGCCGAUGCAGUGCCUAGCAUCAGCUCUCCAGGAAGACGCAAACAUGAACGGGGCCGGAGAGCAGGCGGAUAUCCUGCCUCCCAACUGUAUGGUCAAGGAUCGAUGGAAAGUGCUGAAGAAAAUUGGUGGCGGCGGGUUCGGCGAGAUUUACGAGGCUCUUGACCUGCUGACACGGGAGAAUGUGGCGCUCAAGGUGGAGUCGGCUCAGCAGCCCAAGCAAGUCCUCAAGAUGGAGGUGGCCGUCCUGAAGAAACUGCAAGGAAAAAAUCAUGUUUGUAAAUUCAUCGGUUGUGGAAGAAACGAGAAGUUCAACUAUGUGGUAAUGCAGCUUCAGGGAAGAAACCUCGCAGACCUCAGGAGGAGCCAGCCCCGCGGGACCUUCACAAUGAGCACAACCCUGCGGCUGGGGAAACAGAUCCUGGAAUCAAUAGAAGCCAUUCACUCUGUCGGGUUCCUGCAUCGCGACAUCAAACCUUCGAACUUCGCAAUGGGGCGGUUACCUUCAACACACAGGAAAUGCUACAUGUUAGACUUCGGCCUUGCAAGACAGUACACCAACACGACUGGAGAAGUGCGACCCCCGAGAACCGUCGCUGGGUUUCGGGGAACGGUUCGCUAUGCCUCAGUGAACGCUCAUAAAAACAAGGAAAUGGGUCGCCAUGACGACUUAUGGUCUUUGUUUUACAUGCUGGUAGAAUUUGCUGUUGGACAGCUGCCAUGGCGCAAGAUAAAGGACAAGGAGCAAGUAGGACAGAUCAAAGAGAGAUACGAUCAUCGUAUGCUGCUCAAGCACAUGCCUUCUGAGUUUCACACCUUUCUGGACCAUGUGCUCAGCCUCGACUACUACACAAAACCCGACUAUCAGCUUUUAAUGUCAGUGUUUGAGAACAGCAUGAAGGAGCGCAUCAUAAUGGAGAACGAGCCCUUUGACUGGGAGAAAGGAGGGGCGGACUCGGUGAUGACCGCCUUUACAUCCACUCCACCUCAGCAGAACACGAGGCAGACAGCCGCCAUGGUGGGGGUGGUGAAUGUGACUCCGGUCCCCGGCGACCUGCAGAGGGAGAACACGGACGAUGUCCUCCAAGAUGAACACCUCAGCGAUCAGGAGAAUGCUCCACCUGUGGUGCCUGGUCGACCUGCUGAAAACCUGGUGGCCCCUGAGGGUGAUGGGUGGGAAGAUACAGAUUUCAACCGCAACAAACUCAGGAUCAGCAUCGGCAAGGCGCAGGGAGCUGCAGAAGACGACCCCAGCCGAGGUGCAUGCCUUAUGUCCCCGGUGCGAGGGGUACCACCGGAGUCCCCAGGCACGCAGGUUCGCUCCCUACGGUACCGCCGUGUCAACAGCCCGGAGUCUGAGCAUCUCUCAGCUGCCGAGGGGAGGGCUGAUGGCUAUGACAAGCGGUCGCGUAUGGACAUGCUGGGCUCUCCCUCCAGACACCUAUACUCCUCCCAGCCUGCCCAGAUGCUCUCUGUGGACACGGCGCAUGGCGACCGGCAGGCCAGUGGACGGAUAGAGGUGUCCGCCUCCGUGGAGCACGAGGCUCUAAGCAACGCCUUCCGCUCUGUGCCUCUUGCUGAGGAAGAGGACUUCGACAGUAAGGAGUGGGUGAUCAUUGAUAAGGAGACAGAGCUGAAGGACUUCCACCCAGGCGCUGAGCCCACCACUUCGGGGACCACGGAUGAGGAGCCAGAGGAGCUGCGGCCCUACGAGGACCCGGAGGAGCGGCGGAGACAUGGCGUCGAGGCUGUGGUGCGGCCCAAGACCCAGGACGGAAGGAUCCGGGCAAUGUUGCCGCUCGCUGAGGAGGAGACAUCUCGCAGGAGCGUCCGGCGACCUUCCACAUCAGAGAGCCGGCAGGAUGGGGCUGGUCCGAGCCCUGCCCACUCGCCCAGCCACUCGCUGCCUUCCACCCGGCCCAAGCGCAGGGAGUCUGAACCAUCUGGACCCCACAGACCAACACUGUCACCCAGAACUUUUGAGCAGAAUGGCCUACCUUUACUGGUGCCUUCUAGUGCGCUUUACGAAGACGCCAGACCCAAGGAUCAGGCCCCCGAGAGAGAAACUUUAAGUGGUCUUCCUGAACCGAGAGUAAAGCGGGUGGACUUUGUCGCCACCGUGUUCCCCAGUGUCCUGGCAGCUCCUUUGGCUGAGCAGAAGGACACGGCCAAGAGUGAUUCAAGCAGCGAAGCAAGCCAGAAGAGCACGGAGCGCAGCCAGGAUGGAGCACCCUCCACUCUCCUGGCAGAUGAUCAGCGGGAGUCCAAGGGCCAGGCAUCCACUGUGGAGCCUGACCUCGAGCUGGAAGAAGGCUCUAGGACUCUUGUCCUUUUCUCUCCUGGAGACAUGAGGAAGUCCUUAGCGACUGGGGACUUGCAGCCAGAUGUAGACCUGGGAACAAUGGCCACGGUCACCCCUCAGACCGAGAAACCUCAGCCCAUUGGGAGCCAGCUGGAUGUCUCUGAGCCUGGUACGCUUUCCUCUGUGCUGCGGUCAGAACCAAAACCCCCAGUCACCACCACAGGUGCGUCCUCUCCGUUCACCAAAGUCGAGCGCACUUUCAUCCACAUCGCAGAGACGUCCCACCUCAACAUGAUGUCUUCCAGUGGCCAGCAGGCGAGGCACAUGGAUCACGAGCUCUUCGAAGUGGCCGAGGAGCCUUCGGCCGGUGAGGAGGAGCGCGAAGAAGUUGUCGGAGAGAAUGGGGAUCUGAGCUGUACGGAAAAGGAAGUGGAGCGAGAUGGGUUUGCGCCUAUAGCCGAGCGGUCCCAAACACCCCCUCAGUGUCUCGCUGAGGGAGCUCAAGUUGAGAAUGGCUUUGAAAUAUCCAUAGAAAAUAAUUUUGUGGCCAAAGAGGAUGAUGUCCCUCUGCUCGUUUCUUUGGUAGCCGAGAUGGUCUCUGCCGAUGGGUUGUCCGCUGUCGCUCCUGAGGUUUUGCUGAAGGCAGAGAGUGAGAAGGUACCGCUGGAGGAGGGCAUGGCUAAGCCUGCAGGGAAGACCAAUGACUUCAGGCCCCCUAAGGCACUGCACAGGAGUCGGAUACCGGUCCUGGUGUCUGAAGAGGACACUGGCUCCGAUCAGUCAGCCUCGCUGUCUUCGAAAGAGCGACUAGGCAGGAGGUCGAAGCAGCAACAGCACCUGGCCCGUUUGAUCAUGGAGAAACGCCAGGGUCGCAUGCUGAGGCUAGGUUCAUCAUCUGUGUCUUCGGGUGAUGAUGGCAAGGCACCCUCCGAGACUCUGUCGGCUACGGGUUCGGAGGAAGACACGCACGACUCGGACCGCUCACCCGCUAGGAAGGCUCUGGGCUCCACGUCCAAAGCUCCAGAUGGAGAGAGGGGAACGGAGCGGCCGCACAGCAGGAUCCCCCGGCCGGUCACGCCCAUAAAAAAGCCCUCGGGCUCCCUGACCUCUGUACCCUCUCCACUGUCUCUCGGGGCACCAAAUGCCCAGAAAUCCCCACCCACAGCUGUAAAUAGGUUCCAAGCUCAGCAAACAGGGAAACCAGGCAUGAAUGUUCAAUACGACCAGAGGUCACCACCGAUGCAAUCAAUGCCCCGUCCUUCCCCCAGCCAGACCCUGUACUGCGGGAGCCCCCGGAUGCCCCCACGUGCUGCAUCCCGAUCCAUCCCCACCACCACUACCCCCUCAGCCACCCGCAGCUUGAGCGCCUCCCCCCGCAGCUACACCGCCGCCUCGCGAACGGACAGCCCCUCUCCCCGCCGUCAGCGCCAGCAGGGCACCACCAUAGAGACGCGGAGACAGCUCGGUCCCCUGCGGGCCACCACGACAGCCCCUUCUAAGCCCCGCCCCUUGGCAGUUGGCCCCACCGAGGACCCUGCUUCCGGGCCUCCUGCUGGUGGAAAGCUUGGAAGGAAGCCCCGGCCGCCCCCGCAGGCCCAGAGCCUCUUGGCCAGGGGCAAAACAGCCACCAGAUAAUAACGCACUCUCUUGACACAUCUGCCAACCGUGAUAAAUUCAUGCUUCUCAAACCUACUUUGGAGUAACGUGUCGCCUCACAGUUACUCUCCCAGGCCAAACAAACUGCUUUCGGUUUGCUUUACCACCUUACGAAACGGUCGAUGCCAGAUCCCGUUCGAGCGACAGCUGUGCAGCUAAGAGGCCUGUCAGUGCACCGACACAUGGCAGCUCCGUUGUGUUGACAAAUAGUCAGAGUUCUCGUAGGGCCCGACAUCCCUCUCAAAUCGCAAGUUAGCAAGACCUCUGCAUGUUUUACUACACAUUGGACAUGCUGCUAGUUACAUACAAAUCCUGAGUGGGUUCAUACAAUCCUUUCUCUUGUAUUACUAAAGAAUAAACGAUAAGGUAUUAAUGUCCCAAUGAUGAGAACAAAAGGUAAAACAUCCUUUCAUCUUUUGGCUGUUUAGGUUGGUAAAUUUCGCUUAGUCUAAAUAAUUUGUCUCUGAUCUUUAUUUGAAGACACAUUGUAUCAUUUUUGAAAGAUAAAUUAUGGAAAGCUUUUGGAAGUGUUGCAGUAUUUAUGUCAAAGAUACCCUUUUGAUGAAAGCCGGUGCGGUUCAUAUUCUCUGAUUUAAGUGUCAUACACUGCGCAAGCCCUGGCUGUUCUUAGACUGCACCGCUAAAUUAUUUGUUUUAAAACCAUGUAGUCAAAGGGGGAGCACAGAUGUACUUUUUAAUUAUCUUGUUUACGGUUAGGAACUAUGAACGUUUGUCAAUUUACAUUUCCUAAAUCCAGUAUGAAGACAUGAUGUAGAACAGAGAUAAUUAGCUGAUUUAAAAUAAGCAUCAUACUGACUGAAUCCAUAUAUUUGAUGCGCAUGUGUCGUUCUUCCAGGUGUCAAGACAUCCUCUGAAAAGGUUUGUUUGGUCUGGGGGAGUGGUGUAGAUACAGGUUUGAGGCGUAGGCAAAGUGUGCCACCAGCAUCGGUUGGUGGGUGGAGCCACAGCAUGGGUGGGGCCAGGGUGUGGGGCCAGGGUGUAGACCCUACGGUUUAUGUACGGGUUCCAACCACUAAGCAGCCAAUGAUGUUUCACUGGCCCGUGACCACUAUGUGAAUGGGCAUGCCUCUUAAGCAAAUGUUUCUUUUCCGUGUUUGAUAAUAGUUUAAGCAAAGUCUGUACAUAUUAUAUACUUAUUUCUUGAAGAAUUAAUCUUUAUUUUUAUCUGGUAAAUCAAUCAAAUCAGAAAAAAGAUAAAUGUUAAAUGUUGCUGUUUAUUUCAGUUUCAGAAAAGGCCUUUUGGUACCAUACAAGCCACAGUGGAGGCAAAGUGUUGGCAGGUGCGGUAUUUCUCAGUGACGGUUUAUCACAACUUUAUGCCUCAUCAUUGACAGUUAAUUAUUCGAGGCUGCGUGUUCAGGUGGUCGAAGCAGUCAGUUGCUGAACAGUGAACGAUAGUUGUGUUAAGUUGGGGGGGGGGUGGUAUAAAUCCGUGGUUUCUGCUUGACAGCUGAGGAUUGGGAGAGGGCUGAAAGUUAUUUACCCUAUCCUGAAGUAGAGGGAGAAAUCCAUCUCCUGCAUCAACAUGAUAACCACUGUUCCCUUUCCUCAGAGUGGUGUGUGUUCCUGCCAGAAACUGCCGCGUGAAGCUCUGUUUAUUCAUCAUUGCUUCAUGAGGGAGCCACUCUGGAAUGGCAGCGUUCUCUCUCAACACCCAACCGAGGCUGAGAUACGAUGGAGCCUUUCCUGCCCUUCUCCUCGGACACUUCCCUGGGCGGUGUGAUGGUGUGAGUGGUGUGUGUGUGUUUGUGGGUACAGGUGUGUUUUUGUGCGCCAGUUACAAUGACUGAUAGUUUUGCACAAGAUGGUCUGCAACUUUAUAUAUAUAUCAUUAAUUAUGAUUUUUAGCUAGCUUUCUGAUCACUGCUUGUUUUCCAGUGUCACUGGGCACAUUAGAGUCUGACUUUUUUUCUGCGUAUUUGCAGUGGACAAUCGUUUAGAGCAGGGGUGUCCAACGUGCAGCCCGAAGGCAUUUCCUCAGUUGUGGCCCAUAAGAACAUUUGCAAAUGAUUAAUACACUAUGGCACCUGGGCUUUCAAUUAGUACAGUACUGGUAAAGAGGGGGUAGCUGGUAGCGUAUUGGUUAGAGCAGUUUUUGGAUCCAAAGGUCACAGGUUUGA
Molecule: messenger RNA, 6641 nt
Organism: Scleropages formosus (Asian bonytongue)
Lineage: Eukaryota; Metazoa; Chordata; Actinopteri; Osteoglossiformes; Osteoglossidae
Gene: ttbk1b
Product: tau tubulin kinase 1b
Exons: 16
Coding region: 550-4479 (1309 amino acids)
Biological process (GO): protein phosphorylation
Molecular function (GO): ATP binding; protein kinase activity
Source: RefSeq, a predicted model, not a curated record